Bacidia gigantensis is the source of this 1107-nucleotide messenger RNA. RefSeq lists its product as uncharacterized. The record is from RefSeq and is a predicted model, not a curated record. The coding region runs from base 1 to 1107 and encodes 368 amino acids. NCBI's taxonomy places the organism in Eukaryota, Fungi, Ascomycota, Lecanoromycetes, Lecanorales, Ramalinaceae. The transcript has 4 exons. Gene Ontology annotation, molecular function: carbonate dehydratase activity; zinc ion binding.
AUGACCAAUGUCUUGGGCCAAUCCAAGGACAUCUACGCCAUCGACCACCAUUCAAUCCUAGAGCAGGCGGUGUUCCUAGACACGUCGAAGACACUGCAGAACUCUUCCUCAGCAGCAGUCCUAGGCUUAGCCGGAUGUUCGCUCUACUUCAGUCUCCCCUCCGCCAAUCUUGGUAAUGAUGAGAGUGGUAGCUGCGUGUCUGUACUAGACAAAGAUUGCGUGAGAGACUUCACAAAGGUGGCUGUAGACGCAGCAACCGCUAUAUCCAGGAAUGCCGACCCUACGCUCACCACCUCUCAAGCUUGCGCCAAUAUUUCAAAUUCCAUGCAGAAGGUACCCAAGUCGUGCUCAAGAUUUCAGCAGGAUGGGAGCAAAUCGAUUGGGAAAGGCCUAUUAGCAUAUUCCAGUAAAUCCACCAUCCACCACCGCACCAUUCUUCCUCUCAACCUCUCCCCUCCCUCUCAACCCAAGUCCCAGAAUUGCUCAGGCUUCUCCGUUUCCGAUCAGCCCGUUCCCGUCAAUAUCUUCAGCCAAAGCUACGCUUUCCCCAACGCAGCGAACUACACCCUUUACGACCAAUUCGUGCGAUCGACCACGCCCAUGUUGCUCGCCUUCUUCUCAAACGCAACGUCUGGCGUCCAGUACUCCGAACCGUUCGCAGACGCUCACCUGGUCUGCUCGGCACCAAGGAAUGCACAGCCCGACCCAAGAGUGGCCGACUUCCUUGCACGGAACAAGCAAUACGCCCAGACUCACAAACCAAUUCCGACCCUUGAGUCACAAGCCAACGACCCUCCCUCGCCGGCGAUAAUAGUCAUAACCUGCUUCGAUGUCCGCAUCCAGCCUCAGCAAUUCCUCCAAAUCACCGACCCAACGGAGUCCUUCAUCCUGUCCAAUGCAGGCGGCAGAGUUGACGCAGACACUUUGCGCUCGCUCAUGGUCCUAGAUAACGUCAAGGGUAUCAAGUCCGUAAUGGUAAUUCACCACACCGAUUGCGGGCUGACGCACGCAACGGAUGCGAGCCUGAAGGAAAAGUUGAAGAAGACGGUGCCAGAACUAGAGGCAGAAAUUGAGAAGCUUGGUCCAUUGGGGGAGAUCAAGGAGUAA